AGGCCAUGCCCUUGGCUCUUGGGUGUCUCCUUCCCAGGCAGCUAAGAAAACAAACCUGACACUGAGCGUGUCCCCUCCAUCACCAGCCCCACGUCCUCCGCAGACGGUCAGUUGGGUCUGAGUGACAGGCAGCUGUGCUUUGCGGGUGUGCAUUCCAGGGAAAGCUAAUGAGGCCCUCUCAGCACAUGAAGGCUCUAGGGCACAGCAAGCCCUUGACCGCAGGUGCCUGAGCGGUCAUCUUUGCUUUUUCCUUUUCUCUGCCUUCCUCUGAAGCUGUCAGAAGGACCAUUCCAGCUCUUGGAAUAAAAAGAAGUCAGAGAAAUAGCAGGAUGUAGGCAGGGUCCAUUGAGAGAAGGAUCCACUCUUACCAGUGCCCUUGUUGAAGGACACUCUGCCAUGUAUCUUCACAACAGGCUUGGCAGGUUGCACUUGGGAGGGUUUUGCCCUGAGAGCUUUAGACCCCCUUCCGUUUGAGAUUUCCCUGCACCAUGGAUGGAUGACCAGGGAUUGGAUUCCCCUGAGCAGAGAUCUCAUGCUGUGCCUGAACCCUGGGACGGGCCCCUGAGGUGGGACAAUGCAAAGCGGUAAGAAAAUAGCGGGCACCAAGGGCAACCAAGGGGCAGGGUGCGCAGAGUCAACAACGCAGCUGCCUCUCGAUCCACUGAGACGCUUUGUGGUGUUCUUGGAAAGUUUUGCGCCGCUUGUGAAUUCUCUGAACCUUGGUGUUGGCAGCCCAUUUCUCUUGGGCCCUCCUCCUUUGCAGCUUGCUCACAUUAAGACACAAUUGGCUCUUCAUCAGUUGAACUCGGUUGCUUCAAACCACUCUAUAGCAUCUUACGCUUUGCUAAAUGAGGCGUUCCUGAAAGUUGCCAUGUUUAACCCUAGAGGAAACAUGCCUCCCAGGCCAAGGGGGCCUAAUGCACCUGGCCCAAUGCCACGUGGGCCUUUUCAGGGGCCAGGACCUGGGCCGGGAGGCCUUCAGAAGCAGCUCCCACCGAGUCCUACUCACAGAAUACCCCAAAGAUUCAUGGGGGCGGAAAUGAGGCCAGCAUUUUCAAGGCCGAACAUUCAGGACAUUCAACACAGGAUGGAUCCUAGACAAGCAGGAGACAGAAUGAACAUGGAGCAGCAACAGAAAGAAGAAGGAUGUGCUCCUCGAUGGGAUGGCUCAUUCUCCUCUGGAAAUAAUAGUCAGAGCCAGCCUGCUGCAGGAAGGAUGGCAGAGCACCCCCCAACCGUUCCUGGCCAUUACACAAAUGAGAGCGCCUCAAGUAUCUUGGCGAGCUUUGGCUUAUCUAAUGAAGACUUGGAAGAACUUAGUCGCUAUCCUGAUGACCAGCUAACACCUGAAAACAUGCCUUUAAUCUUGAGGGACAUCCGCAUGCGCAAAGUGACUUACCAGCUACCUGGUUUACCUUCUCAGAGCAGAGAAAAGGAGAGCAUUCAUGGUGAUGACAGCCGUGGUUCCAUGGUGAAGAGCAAGGUAAUUGAUUACGGGCACGAAAGCAAGUACGGAUAUGCCGAAGGGCCCCUUGAAGUCCGAGACUACAACUCAGAUGUACGAACUGAAGGGAGUGUAAAAGGGUUUCAGACAAUGCAGCCUGCCUCAAUGAUGGCUGCACCCAGAGGUAUAACUAGUAAGCAGUUGAGUGCCGUUGAAGAAGUCAUAAGACAGCUGGGAUUCCAGAGAAGCACACCGACUUCCCAGUCCUUUUUCCCCAUGGAUACCUCCAACACGGUACCUGGAUUAUGCCUCCCUUCAGCUGGAAAGGCGGUGCCCAUGAUGCCACCUGUGGUACCUCCGCCUGUGAUGCCUCCGGUUGUCCAGCACGCUUUGCCUCCUCCAUCUGUUGCUCCACCCAUGAUAUCAACCAUGAACCAGCCACCGCCCCCUUUCGCACCCGAAGUAAUUGGGGAUGUAAACAGGCAUGACAGGAUUCAUCAUGAAUCCAGAGCUGAUCUUCCUAAUGCUCCAUCUGGGUCGAGCAGUGGCCAGAAAACGUUCCAGAAAGAAGAUGACGGUUCUAUCAAGUCUCCUUUCGGUGUGGUGAAAGCCUCUUGGCUUCCAGUUUUCACACAGGCAGAUGCCCAGAAGAUGAAGAGGCUGCCAACACCGUCGAUGAUGAACGACUACUACGCAGCGUCUCCGAGAAUAUUUCCACAUAUGUGUUCUCUCUGUAAUGUAGAAUGUAGACAUUUGAAGGAUUGGAUUCAGCAUCAGAAUUCCUCAGCCCAUAUAGAGAGUUGCCGUCAGCUGCGCCAACAAUAUCCUGACUGGAAUCCAGAGUCUCAUUCUUCAUCCAAAAGAAGGGAAAGCGACAGAAAGGAGAACCAUUCCGUCAGGCGACGUUCCACCAGUUUUAGUCCCGAACGUUCAAGACGCUCAAGUUCUGGCUACAGACAUCAGAGUCGGUCACGAUCCAGGAGCCCCAGGCGUUACAGAACAAAUAGGCCACGCAGUCGAAGUAGGCCACGGAGCCGUAGUCCAAGGCGACUAUCUAGUCCUAGGUAUAGGUCAAGGUCUCCACGGCGACAUUUGACCACCAGCUCACGCUUUCGCAGGUCUUUUAGUCGAGAGAGAGGACCAAGGAGAUCAUCUCGCUCUCCAGAAGAGGCCUUUGAAGCUGUGGUGAAAUGUUUGGGGCCACGUUUUGUUGAACAGUACAAUAAACAGAAAUCAUACCACGCAUCUAGCCGAGAGAGUUUGGGAACAAAGAGAACGCCGGCAGAGCAAGGGAAGCCACCUGGAAGUGUGAAAAAAAGGCUAAGUAGUCCUUCAAAGUCUUCGAAGAAGGAAACUCCAUCUCCUCAUGGUUCAUCAGAUGCUAAAGCAAAGCGUCCAGAAGCUGCUGGUGGGUCAAACAAAGGAGGACGAGCAGCCGAGGGGAAAGAGAAGAAGAAAGCUGUGGAAGCACCAGCAGUGGAACCAAAGAAAAGCACCCCCGUUCCUUACAAUCGGCUUUUAUCAGAGAAAGCCUGGAGUUAUGGCACAGUUCUUCGAAUAUCUGAUUUACCAGAUGAUGGCUAUACAGAUCAUGAUAUUAAAAAAAUUGUCCAGCCCUUUGGAAAAGUCAGUGACAUUUUAGUGCUUCGUUCUAAAAAUGAGGCCUACCUUGAAAUGAAUUAUAAGGAGGCAGUGAUAGCGGCUGUCAAAUUUGGUGAAACAGCUCCAGUUCUGGUUAACAAGAAGCAUGUGAAAAUAGCUGUAGCAGAAAAGCCCAAAGUGUCUCCCAGUCAGAACAAAAAAAGUGAGAAGAGUGAGAAGAGUGUGCAGAAGAAACCUCCUCCAAGCGCAAAGAAAAGCCAAACUAAGCCUGCAGUAAAACCAGACAAAGCAGCUGUUCCAGAGACUGCUGUCACAAAAGCCAGUGACAAGAAGUCCGGAAAAACUCAAAAAGCUGGGAAGUCAAAACCAUCUGGAAGUCAGAAAAAGGUUGUGGAUACCAAGAAGGCUGCCGUGAAACAAAAGAAGCCUGUUGUGGAUACCAAGAAAGUUGUGGAUACCAAGAAGGCUGAGGAUGCCAAAAAACCUUUAAAGAGCAAGAUCGUAGACCCCAAGAAACCAUCCAAAUCCAGCAAGGAAACUGACAAACCUGCACCUGUCCCAGAGAAAACUGAGGCUGUAAAAAGUACAGAAGCAAGUGAAUCGGCCAGCCAGGAUGCAGAGGAGACAUGCGUUGUGGUGGUUUCUAGCCUGCCUGAGGCAGGGCUAAGUCUGGAUGAAAUUUCUAACUUAACCAAGCCUUUUGGAAAAGUGAAGGAUGUCUUAAUUGUGUCUUCGCAUAAGAAGGCAUACAUAGAAAUAAGUCGUAAAUCAGCAGACUCCAUGGUGAAAUUUUACACCUGUUUCCCAAUGUGGGUGGAGAAGAACCAGCUGUGCAUUACCUUGGCUCCUGAAUUCAAGGACCUGAAAAAUGAGGAGGCUAUUUUUAUUACUAUGAUUAAAGAUUCCAAUCCAAAGGUGAAUACAGAAAGUCUACAUACACAGUUUGUGCACCUAGGCAACUUACCAGACAAGGGAUACUCGGAGCUUGAAAUCCUUUGUGUUGGCCUUCGAUUCGGACGAGUAGAUCACUACAUGGUGAUAACAAACAAGAAUAAGGCAAUCCUUCAGCUGGACAGUGCUGAGUCAGCUGCUUCCAUGUGCCGCUUCCUGAAAAGGUAUCCUUACUGUUUGGGAGAGUCACAGUUAACGUUCUCACGAUCACCAAAGGUUGAGCCUUUGCCAGCUGAAGUUGUAAAGAAAGAGGUGAAAAAGCAAGAACCAGGCCAAGAGAGCCCUGAGUUGAAAUCAAUUCCCGAAGGAUCAGGAGUGGCGGACCCAUCUGUCGUUCCUUCGCCAAAGCCCGUUGAGGCCAAGGAAGAAUCCACUUGCGACCUGAAGGCUGAGAUUCCAGAAGCCAAGAGUGAACACUCAGGCAUUGAACGAAUUGCGUGUGAAGCAGUUUCAGAACCAUUGAAGACUGAAAUGCCAGAAGAAAACACUGGAACUGGAGCAGCAGACACACCUGAUCUACCAGUUAAUUUGCUGUCAUCUGAAGUAAAGUCUGAAGAAGUCCUUGCUUUACCAUCCGUCACAGAGAAGGAAGAAAAGAUCACAGCAGACUCUAAUGCUGAGUUGCAGGGAACUGCAGCCACAUCUGCAGGAGAGAACACAAGUGAAGAAUUAGCCACACCUGUUGGCAAACCAUCAGAAGAAUUAUCAAGUGCGGCUCAGAAGGAAAGCAUUGGGGCAGGCUCUCCUGUGACGGUGGAAGGAGAAACUACCCAUGCUGGUGGUCUUGAGACAGUUCCACUGGUAUCUACUGAAACUCCUGCAGAGGAACUGUCAGGUGGUGACCAGCUAUCAGAAAACAAGGUGAUAACUAAAGAAGCAGAAAGUACUGAAGCAUCAAUAGAUUCAUCAGAAACUGCUGUCGCUGAGGGUGAAACAGUGCUAGACAAGGAAUCUGAGAACAAUUUUUCUACAACUGAACAGCCCAUGGAGGUGGAAUCUGGCGCAGUCGUGGUGGAAAUGAAGGAAGACACAAAGGAGAAGCUUGAAUUACAGUUGGCCAAGGCAGAAGCAACUGUAGACAAGCAAACCGAAGAUCUGGCAUCAAAUAAUGAAACUGUGAAGGAGGAGAAACCUGAAAAGAAUGUGAAAGAAGAGAGUCCAGAACAAGUUCUGCCCAAGGGAGAGCUGAGCAAAGGGCCAGGACAAACUGAAACGGAUGAAUCUUGUAAACCUACUAUGCUCACAGCAGAAUCGGGACCCAGCGUGGAAGCUACCUCUGCUUGUAAAACUAUCCUAAAGUCUGUGAUCUCUGUACCAAAUGUAACAAGGACAAGAGCUUCAACACGAAGAAAAGAUGAACAGAAGCCUGCCGUAAAGCCAGGGACCAGGAACCAAGCAACUGCUGAGAAGAAACUGGUGUCAAAAAAAACAAGUCAGGAAAGGUCUACAAACAGCAGAUCAGAUUUGCCGGAUAGCAGUAAAUCUAAGCUGAGCACAAGUUCUGUUGUAACUGUUGUUCAGUUAGGGAAUGGGAAGACUUCUUCGCAGCAAGAGAAGGAUGCCCAGGUGGAAACUAAGGGCAUCCCCAAGCAGACCCGAGAGCGAGAGAAUAGAUCCUCCAGCCUGAAGCGAGACAGCAGCAGCAAUAAGGUAUCUACGGGAAGAAAUACUAGAAGUUCAAAAAGCAUCACAAAGCCCAAAGAGGAAGAAGAGCUUUCUCCGUUUAAUUUGGAUGAGUUUGUCACAAUGGAUGAAGUUACAGAUGAAGUGGAGUCUCCGUCUCAGCCUAGGAGAAACCCUGUGAGAGGCAAAAGGAAAGAUCUGACAAGGAAGAAUCCCUCUUAUGAACCCAGUUCUAAGAGAAAGAAGGACAAAGACUCUGAAGCCCGUGUGGUUGAGAGUGAGGUCUCCUUUGUCACGCUGGAUGAAAUUGGUGAAGACGAGGGUGAGAUGGUCCAGGAAGAACCAUCUUUGGAAACCAUGCCUGAUCCUCAGGCAUUGGUCACUGUGGAUGAAGUGAAUGAGGAAGAAGAGCUGAUUGAUGAAGUGAUCAGAGAUCCUCAGUCACUUGUUACUUUGGAUGAGAUAUCUGAACAGGACGACCUGAUGGUCCAUGAGGCUGUUAAGGAUGCCUUUGUGUCAGAAUCUAGCGAGCCUGAUCUUAAAGCAGAGCCUUUAGUAACUGUGGAUGAAAUUGGAGAGGUGGAAGUGCUCCCUUUAAAUGAGCCUUCCGAUUUCAAGGAUGAUGAGAUCUUAAAACCUGGGGAACAUGAGAAACAGGUUGUAGAAGAUCCAGUGGAUUUCCUGUCUUCCCAGAUGCCGGAAGAUCCCAGCACUCUUGUGACAGUGGAUGAGAUCCACGAAGAUAGUGACGACCAACCAUUAGUGACUUUGGAUGAAGUGACAGAAGAUGAUGAAGACUACCUGGAUGAUUUCAAUCGCUUGAAGGAGGAACUUAACUUUGUUACAGUCGAUGAAGUUGGCACUGAAGAUGAGGAAGAGGAAACAGAUGACAUCUCUAGUGACAGAAAUGUAGAAGAGUCAGUUUCCCAAACAGUUCCAGAAGAAGAAGAGACUGAAGUACCAGUUGAUGAACCAGCAAGAGACAUGGAGUCUUGUCCCACAUUGAAAGAAAACAGAAUUCAAGAUGGUGGCCUUUUAGAAGCGCAUGGUGAAGAGGCAGUGCAUGGUCCAGAUAAACCGCUUGAAGGAAAAGAGGCAUCUGAGGUUCCAACAGAAGAUCCUGAAAAAGAGAGCCUUGCUGUAGAGGCUGCAGAUAUAGAGAGGCAGGAAACCACUUUCAUAGAAAAAGGAAAGGAUGAAGGGGGAGAAGAUCUGGAGAAGACAAGCAAGAUGCUUGAAGCAGACACAAGUUCUGAGCAGCCAUUGGCAGAGGUGGAGAGCCAUGAAGAGAGUGCCAUACCUGAAGCAGCUGAAAUGGAAGUUGAGGGAAGCUCAGUAUCCACUCAGGAGGAGGAGAAAACAGGAAAGGGCGUGCAGACAUCUUCCCCAGACCUGUGUGUUUCCAUGGAAGACAGUAAAACAACCGUCGCUGAAGAACCGGAUGCAAGAGCUGAAUUGCCCCCUCAGAAUCCUGACCAGCUUCCUGAAGCCACUUUGGAAAGCAGCAGUGAAACACCACCAGCUCAGACCUCUGAAAAGCCUGAGAGAGAUUUGACUGAAUCGGGAGGUGAAGAGCCAGAGGCUAAACGGAGAAAAGUAGAUUCUUCGGAGAAGCCCAAGCCCACAAGCCAGCUGAAAGGUUUAGACUUCCUUGUUCCAAAGGCUGGCUUUUUCUGUCAAAUCUGUACCUGUUUCUGUGUGGAUGAAGCAUCUAUGAAAACACAUUGUCAGUCUGAGGCUCACCAGAAAAAUAUGGAGAAAUUCAUGAAGAGUGAAGCUGUGGAGGAGGAGAAGAAAGAAGGUGAAGAAGAAGCUGGAAAGCAGAGUUCUGUGUGACUCUGGGAGGGGAAGAGCCUCUCCAGAUACUCUUUAGGGUCCAGUCAGUUCCAUGUUUUAAUUUUGUACCUUUUGCAGGCUGUUGUGUUGUAUACACUUUUGUUCCUUACAGAUGAAAACAUACAAAUUGUGUGAGAUGAAUUUCGGUUGCUCUUUGCAAUGAUGCUGGAAGUGUUUUAAGUAAAUGUUCUUAUUGUAUAGUCUA
Messenger RNA from Sceloporus undulatus (fence lizard), 7661 nucleotides. RefSeq names its product zinc finger protein 638 (gene ZNF638). Gene Ontology annotation, molecular function: mRNA binding; zinc ion binding. The record is from RefSeq and is a predicted model, not a curated record. The coding region runs from base 575 to 7456 and encodes 2293 amino acids. Gene Ontology annotation, biological process: regulation of RNA splicing. Lineage: Eukaryota; Metazoa; Chordata; Lepidosauria; Squamata; Phrynosomatidae. The transcript has 25 exons. Gene Ontology annotation, cellular component: nucleus.